UUGCAAGAAAGUCAUACAAACCAGACGAAACAGAACGCCACCUGACCAAUUCAACCAUCGCUUCGAUUUCGUAAGCGAUAAUAACUCAAGUUGGAAUAACAUGAACUAUUACAAUGAUUUAUACUUACGAAAUUUUAACCGAGAGAGAGAACCUUUAAAAGAAAACGACAACACAUUAGCACUUAACGAUGAAAGCAAUUUCCAUGCCAACAGUUCAUUGGUGUAUAUCGAUGAGCUUUAUGACAUUUUGGAAAACGAAAAAAAAGUGAAGAUAAAAAAACUUGACAACUCCGAUGUAGAGGAAUUCCUCAUUAUAGAAAAGCACAUUAAAUUAAAAAGGAAAAAGAAGAAAAAUAAUCCUUUCAAAAAGAAAAAGGAAAAAAAUGUGAAAAAAGAAAUGAGCCCUUUCUCAUUAAGAGACAUAAAUGAUGACAAUAAUGGGAAUCGUUUUGAUGUGCCGUCCUUCCCUGGAGAUAACUCUCUGAACAAAAAAAAAAAUAAAAUGAAAGAUCGAACAUCCUCGAAAAUUACUGAAGUGGAAACGUGGUGCAGUUCUUCAAAUGAUAAUAGGUAUGAUAUAUUCGAGGAGGAUAGAAAGCACAUGCUGAAGCAACGCCAAGUCAACAUGAAGGAUGAUCGGAAGUUGGGUCCCCAAAAGAGUGCCAAAAAUGUCAGGGAUAGUCGUAACAAUGACCAGAAUGCUCAGGGUAAGCCAAGCAGUGGCGCUAACAAGGACGCCAGUGAUCCGGGAAACGGUCACAAUCAUGGCAGCGAUUUCGGUUUAACGUUUGAAACAAGUGAGGUGAUAGACUCGCAAAAGGGAAAAAAGGCUGACAAAAAAGUUGGCAAAAAAGCUGACAAAAAAGCUGACAAAAAAGCUGACAAAAAAGCUGGCAAAAAAACUGACCAGGCUGCCAACAAAUUUGAUAUAUUCCCAGAUUG
This is a messenger RNA of Plasmodium cynomolgi strain B, 942 nucleotides long. RefSeq lists its product as hypothetical. NCBI's taxonomy places the organism in Eukaryota, Apicomplexa, Aconoidasida, Haemosporida, Plasmodiidae. The record is from RefSeq and is a predicted model, not a curated record. The transcript has a single exon. The annotation marks the transcript as partial.